AGUUAAUGCAGAGAAGAAUGAAGAUCUAUAUUUUGGUAUGUCUGAUUGUAUAUGUUAAUGGACAAUUAAGAUGGGAGAGUAUAGAUCGAGGAAUAGGAGAUGCACCAAGUCCUAGAACCAGGUUUGGAUUCGGAUAUGAUUCUAUAAGAGAUCAAAUUAUUGUGUUUGGUGGCAACCCUGGUCCCUUGAAGGACACCUGGAUUUUCGAUGUAUCGUCAGGUGAAUGGAGGUUGGUAUUAGUGACAGCCAGUCCGGAGGCUAGAUUUGGUAUGGUCAGUGGAAUAAGUGGCGAUUUUUUCUACAUUGCCACAGGCGAAGGAGAAAACAAACGACAUUUUAAUGAUAUCUGGAGGUUUGAUUUAAGAUCAGAAGAGUGGGAAAAACUUCCAUCUCAGAGACGACCCGAUUUUUACAGUCCAUCUGAAUGGGCGACCAGAAAUGAAUCUAUGCUAGCACCGGAAGCAAGAUUUGGCAGUGUUGGUGGUAUAUAUUUCAAUAGUGGUGAUGAAUUCUUCGUUAAUAUGGGGUUUGAUAACAACAAAAGAUAUAUAAAUACAUACUCUUAUAAUGUGAAAGAUCUGGGCUGGAAUUUUGUUAACUGUAAAGAUUGUAACGACUAUAACCCAAGUUAUCCUCAUGCUAGAUGUCUACAUGCUGGAACUAUGAUAGAUCGACAAGAAUUCGUUAUAUUUGGUGGCUGUUUGGGGGGCGGUGGAACUGGUGGUCCUUGUCCAUCUGGUGAUUCCUGGAAAUAUAGUGGUAAAACACAGACUUGGACACUUCUUCCUGAUUGUGCUGCUCCGAGAACUUUUGGUGCCAUGGCCGCUCUUCCAUACACUUAUAAUAGAAGAAGAGUCGUACUUUAUGGUGGAAUGGAACAUUCGGACCAAAUCAUUACGACUCAAACAAUACCAGACGAUCAGAUAGCUGUAUAUGAUCCAGAUACUAAUACUUGGACUCUACGAAGAACUCUCCCUUUGAAUACCACAGUCUCCGUUCCAAAUGGAAGAAGUAUGGCAGGAAUGGCUACAGCUAAAGAUGGAAUUUAUAUGUUUGGCGGAAUGAAUAAAAACAGUAAUACACCAAUGAAUGAUCUAUGGAUUUUAAGAGGAAGUGUGAUUGAAGCAGAUGAGUCUGAACUACUGCCAUGUACCACAGGAUUUAUCAACUUUAUAGCUGUCCAUGCCUAUUUAAUGGUUAUUGGUUGGGGUUUCUUUCUUCAAUGGGGUGGUUUUAUAGCCCGAUAUCUCAAGUUUAAAAAUCCUCUGUGGUUUUAUCUUCAUGUAACAUUCCAGAUAUUUGGUCUAUGUUGUGCAAUAGCUGGGUUGGUAAUGGGUAUAUUAUCAGUACCAUUUGAUCAUCUUAAAUUCCCACACUCAAUAAUAGGUGUUGUUGUAAUGGUAUUGGGUAUACUGCAACCAAUUAAUGCUUUGAUACGACCGAACAAACAGCAACCAGAUGAAACCAAAUCAUUCCGUCGAAGAUUCUGGGAAUUUUUUCACCAUUUUGGUGGAAGGUUGGCAUUAGUUCUAGCCCUCGUCAACAUCUCGUUGGGAGUAUUUUUAGCAGUGGUAGCACCCUUACUCUGGAUAUUGUGGUUUGCCUAUUUAGGAUUUCUGAUCUUAGUAUAUGCUAUUGUUGAAUGCGUCAGAAGUUUGAAAGGUCGAAGUCGGAGUUCUCAAAAUGGCAUGUUUGCAGAUAAAAAGAAAAAAUAUAUGAUGGAAGGAAUGGAUAAUAAUGGGUCAAAGCAAUUCAUCGAUGUGUAUCUAUAGAGGCUGAAAUAUUCAAUUUCUAAAAAGGGUAACCUGUCUUUUUUUUUUCUUUCAUUUUCAUGGAUUUGUCGUAAAAACCAUUGCGCUGGAGAUUUUGUUCGUAUACAUGUAUUUUGUUGUGUAACGAUAUAUUGUUUGUUGAUGUAUAUUAGUUAAUGUGUUUUGUAUAUAAGUAAUUGUAUAUUUUUAUAAUAGAUUAUUGUAUAUUAUAAAAAGAUCUUCUUUGAUUGAGAUACUUGAGCCCACUAUUUAGUUGAGUUACAGGC
This is a messenger RNA of Lottia gigantea (owl limpet), 2038 nucleotides long. RefSeq lists its product as hypothetical. The record is from RefSeq and is a predicted model, not a curated record. Gene Ontology annotation, molecular function: protein binding. The transcript is spliced from 13 exons. The coding region runs from base 6 to 1772 and encodes 588 amino acids. NCBI's taxonomy places the organism in Eukaryota, Metazoa, Mollusca, Gastropoda, Lottiidae.